Sphaeroforma arctica JP610 is the source of this 510-nucleotide messenger RNA. RefSeq lists its product as hypothetical. The record is from RefSeq and is a predicted model, not a curated record. The transcript has a single exon. The coding region runs from base 1 to 510 and encodes 169 amino acids. NCBI's taxonomy places the organism in Eukaryota, Ichthyosporea, Ichthyophonida.
AUGGCUACGAACCGUGUGUGUGAUGGUGAGCGUGAGUUCAAGCUGGAGGCGGACGUACGCCGCCUGCUGGCCACUGAAAACUCGGUCCGUGCUCUGGUCCGUGAUGAUGCCGCCUUCCAGCGUACCCAGCGUGCCAAGGAAGCACAAAGGGUGAUGGCGAAUAAGGUUCGCAAACGUGCCCCAGACCUCGCUCCAGGUUCCCUAGUCAAGUUCAAGACUUCCCCUGACCGCCCGAAGGCGGAUGAUAAAUGGAAGGGCCCUGCUACUGUUCGAUCGCAGGAUGGCCCGGUUACAUAUACCAUCUCUUUCCGAAGCAAGGAGGUGCGUCGGCACAGAUCGCAGCUUCGCGCAUACAUCUCCCCUAUCUCCCCAAUUAUUGGGCAAGAUGUGGAUCUAGUGUUUUCUGGAGAUUAUGAGCAGUGGCUUUUCAUGCGAUCUCCUUUUCGCACGGCUCCGAUCGAAGAACGACGGGCAGUGUUGCAUCACCUUCGACACACGGAGAAGGGCUAG